AUGGUAAAUUUGGCUAGGAGUGGAAGGAAAGGGUAUAUUAUCAUCGAUAUGGCAAGACAUUUUCAAGAGCCAUCGAAUGAUGUUGUGCCCUCCGAUGAGUGGGGCAUCAUUAUGUUGUCAUCCCCGCACGAAGAUAACUUCAAAGCAUGGGCGAAGCAGGAGGGUGCUAUCAAAACCAUCAUGAAUUGCCCCGAUGAAAGCGACGUGAAGGCAGUGCAUGCGUGGAGGACGCGCAAUACGACUGAAGAGGAGCAGGUGGAGUAUUGGAGAAGGAUGCACAUGCGCAUGGAUGACGUCGGACCGAUUCCACGAUGCAUCUUUCAUGACGAUAAGUAUAAGGACCGCGUGGAGGAAACCAAUAGCAUCGUGGCAGCUAUCGACGCCUCAGAUGCUGUACAUUAUGGGAUGAUUGGGGGCAUGGGAAUGCGGCCCUCGAAUGACGCUUCUCACAAACUUAUGAAGGCUGUCAGAGCAAUAACACAGGGCGGUCUUGAGGCGUUUGUUAACCUGCCGGUCUGUUUUUCCAUUGGAAGCAAAUUAAUUGGAGGGUUGCUCGAGGUGGAUGGGGGAAAAUGA
Molecule: messenger RNA, 576 nt
Organism: Trypanosoma rangeli
Lineage: Eukaryota; Euglenozoa; Kinetoplastea; Trypanosomatida; Trypanosomatidae
Product: retrotransposon hot spot (RHS) protein
Exons: 1
Coding region: 1-576 (191 amino acids)
Source: RefSeq, a predicted model, not a curated record